AUGGCCGUUCCCUUACAGCGACUUGCCGCUCGGCAAGCCUACAGCCCGUCGACUCGCGUAUUGUUCCGAUCUGCUGCAGCUCCGCGUCGCAAUCCUGGCCUCGGCCACCGCUUCGUGCCCCGACAAACCUCGUGCGUCUCCUGCCUGCAACGUUCGUCCUUUUCGUUUCCUUCCGCCUCUCGACAAUACUCGUCACAGAGCUCGUCAAAUCCGACGCCACCUCGACCCAAGAAGGAUCCCUAUCGUGUCGCUUUCUGGCCUUUCGCUAUCCUCAUUGGUAUUGCAACUGGUGCUUGGGUUUUGCUUGUGAAUAAUCGCAAAGACAUGAACGCCCAACUUAAAUCCGCCUCUAAAGGGGCUGACGACGAAACCCCGCGCUUCAACGACUCCGACGUGACCGUCAUCUUCGUCCUAGGCGGUCCUGGCGCCGGCAAGGGUACGCAGUGCGCCCGCCUCGUCGAGAAAUACGGCUUCAUCCACCUCUCGGCUGGUGACCUCCUCCGCGCCGAGCAGAGCCGCCCCGGCAGCGAGUUCGGCGCCCUUAUCGACGACUGCAUUAAGAACGGCGCCAUCGUCCCCAUGGAGGUCACCGUCAAGCUCCUCGAGAACGCCAUGGAGGACGCCAUGCGCCGCGACAACACCACCACCGGCCGCUUCCUCAUCGACGGCUUCCCCCGCAAGAUGGACCAGGCUCACAAGUUCGAGGAUACCGUCUGCCGCGCCCGCGCCGUGCUCUUCUAUGAUUGCCCUGAGGAUGUGAUGCAGACGAGGUUGUUGGAGAGGGGCAAGACGAGCGGUAGGGCUGACGAUAAUGCCGAGAGCAUCAAGAAGAGGUUCAAGACUUUUGUCGAGACGAGCAUGCCCGUCGUUGAUCUCUUCGAGGAGCAGGGUAGGGUUAUCAAGAUCGAUUCUAGCCCUGCGCCUGAUGUUGUCUUCAAGAAUACUUCUGAGAAGCUUGCUGCUACUUUGGGCAAGGACGUUAUUCCUACGUCUGCUUGA
Scedosporium apiospermum is the source of this 999-nucleotide messenger RNA. Its product is annotated as UMP/CMP kinase. NCBI's taxonomy places the organism in Eukaryota, Fungi, Ascomycota, Sordariomycetes, Microascales, Microascaceae. The record is from RefSeq and is a predicted model, not a curated record. Gene Ontology annotation, molecular function: ATP binding; UMP kinase activity. Gene Ontology annotation, cellular component: nucleus; cytoplasm. The transcript has 2 exons. Gene Ontology annotation, biological process: 'de novo' pyrimidine nucleobase biosynthetic process; CDP biosynthetic process; UDP biosynthetic process. The coding region runs from base 1 to 999 and encodes 332 amino acids.